AGCAACCAGCACACUAAAAGAGUGAUGCUUUGUUCAUGUUUUGGCCAUAGGUUUGCUUUACGAAAUAGCAUGCCCUUCAGAAUGGAAGAAUGUAUCUGCCUCCUAUUUGAUGGGGUUCAGAGCUAAGAUGGCUGACUAAAUAAACAUGGGGAACUGGAAUUUCCUUGGAGGCAUCCUGGAGGAAGUUCACAUCCACUCCACCAUAAUUGGAAAGAUCUGGCUCACUAUCCUGUUCAUAUUUCGAAUGCUUGUUCUGGGUGUAGCAGCUGAAGAUGUCUGGAACGACGAGCAGUCUGGCUUCAUCUGUAACACAGAACAACCCGGCUGCAGAAAUGUAUGCUAUGACCAGGCCUUUCCCAUCUCCCUCAUUAGAUACUGGAUCUUGCAGGUGAUAUUUGUGUCUUCACCAUCCCUGGUCUAUAUGGGCCAUGCUUUGUACCGACUGAAAGUUCUGGAGAAAGAGAGGCAGAGGAAGAAAGCUCAGCUGAGAGGGGCACUGAAGGGGGUGGAGUGUGAAAUGCCCUGGGACAGGAGGAGACUGGAGCAAGAACUUUGUCAGCUGGAACAAAGGAAACUAAGCAAAGCCCCACUCAGGGGGACCUUGCUUUGCACUUACGUGAUACACAUUUUCACUCGCUCUGUGGUAGAGGUUGGGUUCAUGAUUGGACAGUACCUUUUGUAUGGAUUUCAUUUAGAGCCUUUAUUUAAAUGCCACAGCCACCCAUGUCCAAAUAUAAUUGAUUGUUUUGUCUCAAGACCAACAGAAAAGACAAUAUUCCUGUUAUUUAUGCAGUCUAUAGCCACUGUUUCACUUUUCUUAAAUAUUCUAGAAAUUUUCCACCUAGGUUUUAAAAAGAUUAAAAGAGGGCUUUGGGGACGAUAUAAACUGAAGGAUGAGCACAAUGAAUUCUUUGUGAACAAGUCAAAACAAAAUCUUGCCAAAUACCAGAGCACAUCUGCAAAUUCACUGAAGAGACUCUCUCCUGCACCUGAUUAUUAUUUGUUGAUGGAAAAGCAAACACACACAGCAGUGUGCCCUAGUUUAAAUUCACCUGCAUUUCAGGCAGAUCCUGACCAUCACAAUGGAAAUGAUGAGAAAUGCAUUUUGGAUGGGCAAGAAACUGUACUUUCUAAUGAGAUGUGCACACUUAGCGCAACCCGUAGUCACCUUCAACACAUCAGCUCAUGUAAUAAUGAAGACAGUCGCAAAAUAUUUAGAAAAGAAGUGGGCAACCCAUUAAAGGGAAAGAAAGAAAUCGAUGGCAAAGACAGCAAAAGGAACCACUACUCUAGAGGUCAAGGUUCUAUUCCAGGUGUUGCUAUAGAUCCAGACGACCACGUGGGACAGUCGCCUCAAACAGCUUUCUCUCUGCCAGCUAACUGUGCUUGGAAACGGAGGUGGCUUAGUGCUACAUGGGGUCCCUCUACUGAAGGUGAAAAUCGGACGUCACCUCCUAAAGGAAACCUCAAGGGCCAGUUCAGAGAGGGCACAAACAGAACCCUUCCUCCUUCCCAGGGAGACUGUCUGGACAUUCCAGACACUCCUGAUUCUUUGGGACGGUUGUCCUUAGAAUCUGAUUUGAUCAGAAGCUGCAAUAAUUCUACUGCUUGCCCUCCAAAUCAUUUAGCGCUGCUGACAAACAACCUCAUCGGUAGGCGGGCUCCCACAGACCUUCAGAUCUGAACAGCUGUUGACUUCUAGACAUCCUGCAUAUUCUAUUACCCUAGCGUGGUGGUGGUGGAGCAGGCAAAACAAAUAAGGGCAGCUCUAAAGACGAGCUGUUUAGGCAGACAAUUGCAAACCUACUUCAAAAAG
This is a messenger RNA of Panthera uncia (snow leopard), 1816 nucleotides long. It is a transcript of the gene GJA9, whose product is annotated as gap junction protein alpha 9. Gene Ontology annotation, cellular component: connexin complex. Bases 146 to 1684 code for a protein of 512 amino acids. The record is from RefSeq and is a predicted model, not a curated record. Lineage: Eukaryota; Metazoa; Chordata; Mammalia; Carnivora; Felidae. The transcript has a single exon. Gene Ontology annotation, biological process: cell communication.